GUCUCUCUUCACCUGGUUCAGCAGCGGGCGUGUCUUCGGCGUUUGUGGCAGGCGUCACGCUCCUCGGGGAGGAAGAUUCCCAGAGAUGGAUCUUCGCGUCAGCGGGCACGGUCUGCACAAAGAGGAGAUCGACGCGGCCGCGAUGGCGGUCACUCCCGUCGUCGUGAACACGAUGGGCGGCAUGUCGUCGUCCUCAAGCGACAUGCUGACACAGCUCCGAAAACGAAGAGCGCUGUUGCAGCGCAUUGCCGAAGCACCGGAUUGCGUGGCAACGUGUGAGGCAGUCGUCCAGUUGUGCGCCGCGCUGUCAUCUGGCGUUUUCCCGCGGCGGACCCCGCGUUGGUGGAUCAAACGACGGACUGGCGGGACAUGGGAGGAUCUCCGCCUCUGUGAUGACGCGACGGACGAGUAUUACCGGCAGAAGUUGCGCAUGUCAUUGGCCAUGUUCAGGCAGAUCGUUGCCGCGUGCGCCACGUACGUGGAGAAGAAGGUGACGCACUACAGGAUGCCUUUGCCAGUGGAGCAGGUGAUCGCUUUCGCGUUGUACAGGUGGGCGUCAGGAGAAACGUACAAGAGCGGCACUUCGUCCUUCGGCAUCGGCAGGGCAACUGGACUGCAGGCUGUCCGCGACGUCACUUCAGCGCUGCUGCAGGCAUACCCCGACGCUAUCAAGUGGCCAGUUGGCCGUAGACGUGCGCAGAUUCUGCACGCAUUCCGUGACAAGGGUUUCCCAAACUGCUUCGGCGCGAUCGACUGUACACACAUCUACAUUGACAAGCCCGCCGGCGCACCUUCUGACAACUACUACGACCGCAAACAGAAGUUCUCCGUGCAGGCGCAGGUGGUGGUGGAUUUGGAUCUGCGAAUCCUCGACGUCCACAUCGGAUACCCGGGAAGCGUGCACGAUGUACGCGUCCAGCACAAUUCCCAGCUGUGGAGGCGUGCAGAAGCUGGCAAGCUGUUCGACGCACCUCCGGAGAAUCUGCCGCACGGUGUCGUCACGCGAGGUUACCUGCUAGGCGACAACGGUUAUCUUGUUGCCUGUCCAUGGAUCGUGCAGCCGUACGGAGGAAUCGACCAACAUCCUGACGACGAGCGCUUCGACACGCGGCAGAAGGUGGCGCGGGGGUGUGUGGAGAGGGCAUUUGGGCGACUGAAGUGCAUGUGGCGUCUGUUUUUGCGCACCCACAAGACGAACCUGGAGACCUUGCCACAACAAUUCGUGACUUCCUUUCUUGUUUUGGCACGUGGCCGCGUCUGUUGGCAACACUGCGCGAAGUAGCUGGGUCGAUUGUAUGGCGGCAUGGUUGUCGUCUGUGACUUCCUUUCUUGUUUUCGUCGUUUGGACGGUUGCGUGGUUCGUACAAUUGUACGA
This is a messenger RNA of Chara braunii, 1375 nucleotides long. The record is from the annotation of a GenBank genome assembly. NCBI's taxonomy places the organism in Eukaryota, Viridiplantae, Streptophyta, Charophyceae, Charales, Characeae.